This is a messenger RNA of Linum trigynum, 771 nucleotides long. The record is from the annotation of a GenBank genome assembly. NCBI's taxonomy places the organism in Eukaryota, Viridiplantae, Streptophyta, Magnoliopsida, Malpighiales, Linaceae.
AUGGCCGACGAUUCAUACCAGGCAGCCAUUGAUGGUUUGACCACUCUUCUCAGUGAGAAAGCUGGCCUCGGGAGCGUCGCCGCCGCAAAAAUCAAGCAGUUAACGGCUGAGCUGGAGGCCGCCAGCUCCACCGGUUUCGACCCCGUCCAGAGGCUCAAAACUGGGUUCCAAACCUUCAAGACUGAGAAAUAUGAGAAGAACCCUGAUCUUUUUGAGUCACUAAAGAAAGGACAAUGGCCGAAGUUUAUGGUAUUCGCGUGCUCAGAUUCCAGGGUGUGUCCAUCGCAAAUCCUGGAUUUCCAACCAGGGGAGGCUUUUAUGGUUCGCAACAUUGCCAAUAUGGUCCCGCCAUAUGACCUGACCAAGUACUCUGGCGUCGGGGCGGCCAUUGAAUAUGCGGUGCUGCAUUUGAAGGUGGAGAAUAUUGUAGUCAUUGGACACAGCCGCUGUGGAGGGAUCAAGGGGCUUAUGAGUCUCCCUGAUGACGGCUCCACUUCAAGUGACUUCAUUGAGCAAUGGGUAAAAAUCUGUUCCAACGCGAGGUCUAAGGUGAAAACGGACUGCAGCGACAUGAGUUUUGAUGAGCAGUGCUUCCACUGUGAGAAGGAGGCUGUGAAUAUAUCACUUGGAAACUUACUGACAUAUCCUUUCGUCAGAGAGGCCGUGGUCAAGAAAACUCUGGCGCUCAAAGGUGGACACUACGAUUUUGUCGAUGGAUGUUUCACGCUAUGGGACCUUGACUUCAAAAUCUCCCCUACCAUCUCUGUCUGA